Neodiprion virginianus is the source of this 1933-nucleotide messenger RNA. Its product is annotated as homocysteine S-methyltransferase-like. The transcript has a single exon. Gene Ontology annotation, biological process: S-methylmethionine cycle. NCBI's taxonomy places the organism in Eukaryota, Metazoa, Arthropoda, Insecta, Hymenoptera, Diprionidae. Gene Ontology annotation, molecular function: S-adenosylmethionine-homocysteine S-methyltransferase activity; zinc ion binding. The record is from RefSeq and is a predicted model, not a curated record. Bases 307 to 1281 code for a protein of 324 amino acids.
AAAUCCGGAGUGGUUCAUUCAUGCUCCUGGGACGUGGAGCGUAUUGGUUUGCUUUUUUGCAGGCGUGCAAUUGGUCAAACCUGCAUAAAUACAGAUUUAAUACCAGAGGCGUAGUAACCAAAGACUGACUGACAGUAACACGUCACGGAUUUGAUCGUAAGUCGGGAGGAGGAAAUUUUACAUCUAGUCAAAGGGGAAACAAACAAAGGUCGUAAGAGGUCAAGCUGCUGACGAGCACAAGGUAAUUUGCUAUAGAAAAAUAGCAACAAAUUCGCAGUCAACAUAAAUAAAGGGACAGGUGGAAAGAUGUCUCUCGAUAGCCCGAAAGAAAGAGGUAAAGUGAAAAUACUAGACGGUGGCUUUUCAACUCAGCUGUCAGUUCAUGUUGGCAAUAAGGUUGACGGUGACCCCUUGUGGACAGCGAGAUUCUUAGCUACUAAUCCAGAUGCAGUUCUGGCGACUCAUCUCGACUUUCUACGAGCCGGUGCCGACAUCAUUCAGACAAAUACUUAUCAGGCUUCGAUCGGUGGUUUUAUGAAGCAUCUAAACCUGACUGCGGAAGAAAGCUUAGCCCUGAUCAAAAGCGCGGUAGAUAUUGCCAAAGAAGCAGUCAGAAUUCAUUCGGCGGAGACCAAGGAUGAUCGAAAGUUGAUCGUCGGUACUAUUGGGCCUUACGGUGCUGCGCUGCACAAUGGCUCAGAGUACACCGGAGCUUACGAUCCAGACGUUACCGCCGAAGCGAUUAAAAAUUGGCACAAGCCUCGUUUGGAAGUUUUAGUAAAAGGUGGAGUAGAUCUGCUCGCUUUCGAGACCAUACCAAAUAAAAUUGAGGCUGAAGCAUUGGUCGACCUGCUGAGGGACUAUCCGGCAAUGAAAGCCUGGCUGUCGUUCUCAUGUCGUCAGGAUGGAAGGAGUCUGGCUGACGGUAGCAAUUUCAAAGAGGUCGCUCUGGCAUGUUUCGUCAAAGCUUUACCUGGACAGAUAGUCGCUGUAGGAGUGAAUUGCAUCGCUCCACGAUGCGUUUCUCCUUUACUUGCAGAAAUCAAUAAGGACAGAAAAGAGGAUAGUCUACCUUUGGUCGUUUAUCCUAAUAGCGGAGAGCGGUACGUUGUUAGCGAAGGGUGGCAACCUGGAGAGACUACGGAUUCUCUGGAAAACUUUGUUGCCGAUUGGCUAAAUCUCGGGGUUCGAUACAUCGGCGGUUGCUGCCGUACAUAUGCCAAGGAUAUAACACUAAUACGAGAUGCUGUCAAACGCUGGGAAACGGAAACUUUGAAGUAACUAAAGCGGAAGAAAUUCAAAUGAACUGAGAAUACUGUUUCAAAAGUUACUUUGACAAAAUUGGACGAUCGUUCACCUCGAUAGGAGUUACAUUCGAAGAACGUCUAUAAGAUUCAAAUUGUUUUUUUCUCAUUCGGUCAGAUCCACCAUAAAACAGUCCACCGUAACGCAGUUUGUAUAAUGGUUCUUUGCCAUCCGGAAACAAUAUAAUUUUGCGACAUCUCUUCAUGUCGAACCAAGCUAGCUGAACUAUUUAAUUCAGAUUGUAUUUUAAAAAUCUGGCAAACUACUGCGAUAAAACCGGUUCAUUGAGGAAUUCAUUAGAGAUCUGCAAGUCAUGUAAAAACGUAUCUCAAAGUACAUAUUUCUCUGAACGACUGAAUCUAAAGUACAAUACUCCAUCCGUGUGCACUUGUGCGCCAGAAUUUAUUAAUGCGGCUAUUAAAGCUUCUGACUCUAAGUCAGCUUGCAAAUUGCUACUUUGUACUUCUUACAAAAACACAUUGAAGACUGUACUGCUUCUACAGACUGUAAAAAAUCAAAGAAUUAAAACUACAUAAUUAUAUAGUUUUUGUAAAGUUUAUGUAUUGAUAACUUUUGUACGUCUAUACAAAUAAGCAUUGAUAAAUAAAGAUAUACAGUUUACCGUUAA